Messenger RNA from [Candida] anglica, 258 nucleotides. Lineage: Eukaryota; Fungi; Ascomycota; Pichiomycetes; Serinales; Debaryomycetaceae. The record is from the annotation of a GenBank genome assembly.
AUGAGACCACCCCCAAGAUCCCUAGAAGAGUAUUUGUACAGGCUCUUAAUGGACUCCCCAGCAUUUAACAACUGGGUGAAAAGAGUCCAUGCUCGAAUUAAUGGACUUCCACCUCCACAUCUUCAACAAGAACAUCAAAAUUUAAAGGUUGAAAAUUUGAAUGAUUUCCAUCCUACAAGGUACCAAAAAUUUAAUGCAUUUAGAAUCAUUUGGGCUGAUGAAUUUAAACGUUCAUUUGGAUUUGGAAGAAGAAAUUAA